AAAACAUAACCAUGACCUGGUAGGUGCUCUAUCGCUUUAGCCACCUAGGGAGUAUUCCAUCCCCCUUAAUUCUCCCUCUUUCAGAUGUCCACAAUACCCCAUUUUACCGUGUCUUUCACCUUCCUUUCGGCCGCAGCGAGCCAUGCGAGGCCGGCCGGCCAGUGCAGCAGUGCGAUGGUUGCUCCUCAGCGACCUCCACUUCAAGCACCAUGACUUGGAUCGGGUGCGGCAGACGGCGCAAUGGAUCGUUGAGGAGGCGGAGCGAAACCGAAUUGGGCGGGUGGUGGUAUGCGGCGACCUGCUGACGAGCCGCACGAUGCAGCCGACGCAUGUGUUGUCUUCAUGUUACCAUUUCAUCAGCCUCCUCAGUGACGUCGUGCCGCGAGUUCAAAUCGUGCUCGGCAACCAUGAUCUCGCUUACCGUCGCGACUACCAGACUACGGCCCUAAACGCCCUCAAUAUCAAGCGCCUGGACCCUUACGUUUCGGUACAUAGCGUCGUAUCUCAGCACGAGUGGGAUGGCCGACGCGUCUUACUGUUGCCCUUUCGCGAGGAGCAGAACGAGCUGACCGAAGCCGUGGCUGGUCUAGGGCCCAACGAGGCGAGCAAAACGGUUGCCUUUGCCCAUCUUGCAAUCAACAAGGCCAUCACGCAGCGGUAUGUGGUUGGGGAUGGCGUCAACAAGCCUCGCGUGGCGAGCUCCAUUAGGUACCACGGCCUGAUAGGCCCGGGUCCGUUCGCAUCUCUGGCCCGAACCUUCACGGGGCAUUUCCACAGUCACCAGACCAUCACCCAAGAACACUCCGGCAGUAAGAAGGCCGAUCUACGAGGGAGCCUCACGUACUUGGGUUCGCCCUUGCAGCUUAGCUGGGCCGACCUCUACGACGAACAGCGGGGCGUCGUGCUGCUCGACCCGGAGACGCUGGAGCACGAAUUGCUCAUUAACCCACAUGCUGUCGGCUACACAACAGCUGACGUGGAACAAGUUCUCGGCGGCGAGGUGGACGAGAGUGCCGUGACGGACAAACAUGUCAUGCUCAUCGGCAAGCUUACCCAUCUCAAAUACGUCGCGGCCCGUGACAAGCUUCUCUCGCUGGGCGUGCGGAGCGUGCGAAACUGGACUUCUACUGGAUUUGCCUCGCACGCCGACCGAUCUUCAUUCGGUGGUCUCGGCACGUCGGUGCCAGCGAGUGAUGCCGCCGUCCAACCCUUGGAGGAGCCCACCAAGGAUGAGACGGGUCCAGCCACAACAACCGCCGGCGAAUCGGCCUUUGGCCCUGGCUCUGACCUUGGCGCCGAACCUCGGGCUGAAAGACUCGACUUCGCCGCAGAGGCUCGCGAAUUUGUCCAGUCGCUGGACUUGGACGAGUCUUUUCUCUCGCGAAAAGACGAGUUAGUGCAGGUUGGCCAACGAAUGAUCCAAGCCUCCCGCGAAAUCGGUGGUGAGGAUAGCGAAGUCAAGGUUAACCACCGAGAUUUCCUUGAUAGGUCACCUCAAGCCAUCGGCACAAGGACUGCCACCGAGAUGGCAGGACCCUCUACCCACAUCUUCGUCGCGGAGCCGCGCAGACUUACCAUCACCAACUUUCUCGGUGUGCAGAACACCAUCACCAUCGACUUCGGACGUGACCUCCCGCGCGGAUUGACCUUCCUGGUUGGCGACAAUGGCUCCGGUAAGAGUACGCUCCUUGAGGCCAUGGCGUGGUGUCAAUUCGGGCGGUGUAUUCGCAGCGGUCUAGCCGUCAACGACGUCGUCAACGACAAUGCAGGCAAGAACUGCUCCGUCGUGCUGGAGUUCGCCAAUGGAUACACCAUAGCACGGUAUCGCAAGCACAAGAUUCACAAAAACCGCGUUGUCAUCUCGCUGCAUGGCGAGCCACAGCCGCAGCUCGAACACCCAGACGCCCGUUCAACGCAAGCGGCCAUCAACGAGCUGCUUGGCACCGAUUACGAGACAUACGUUAGGACGGUCGUGUUGAGUCACGAGAGUGCAGCGAGCUUUCUGAACUCUACACCAACGCAGCGGCGCGAUCUUAUCGAGGCAUCGCUCGGGCUGUCAGUGUUGGAUCAGUGUGGGCAGCUGUCGAGGUUGCUGCUCAAGGACAUCGACACCGACGUGAACAAGAUGGAGGGUAAGCUAGAAGGAGUGGCCUGGACGAUGAAACACAACGAGCAACGGCUCAAAGAUCUGGACCGGACACAGAAACGACUCGAGCAUGAGGCAAAGAAGGCUGUCGCAUCUUUAGAGGCAGCCAUUCAAGAAUCUACAAGCAAGAGAGUCCAGGCACCCGAGCCUAACGCGGACUUUCGCGUUGGGAUUUCGACCCUCCAGAAUCAAAUCCAGGCUGAGGAGGAAAGUUUACAGCGACGGAAGAGCUCUUAUGCCCGGAUGCGGGAUGAAUACUCGAAGCGUGCCGAGCCACCGGAGUCGACGUCAUGGUUGGACCGGCUACAGCAGCGACUAAAUCAACGACACGCGGUCAUAGCUGCAGCUCACCCCUUAGGUUUGCGCAAGUUCUUUCACGCCAUCGAGACAUCUACUCUCAACUUCCUAUUCAUGACCGCCAGGAGCCUCUUGCGCGUAUUCGGGAUUUCCAAGGACGGUCCUCAAGAAGCAACCAGCAGUCAAAAGAAUGAGCAAGAGGAGGCCAUCAACGGUCUGCGCCGCGAUAUCAAGGAAAGCAUGUCGCGGUUGCAGAGCCUGAAGAAUGAGGAGGCAAAGUUGAGCACUAACCACGCCGCCAUGCUUAACGAGCAGCUUGCGCAGACCAUCCGGGCUCAAAAGAAAUGCGAAGCCUUACAGCAAGAGGCCACCAUCAAGCAAGGCGACGCAGCCACAUACAAGCGCCUGGUAGAAAACGAGCAGUCAUCACUGCACCCACUCCGCUUGCAACACGACGAGCUCUCCAAUAAGCUUCAAGAGCUUGCGGGUAAUCGCGAGCUCUUCGUCUUUUGGUCCUCCGCUUUGGCAAAGCGCACCCGUCGCGCCUCUUCAUCUUCCUCACCCAGUUCCACUGCGAAGACAGCGGCUAACUUCCGCGAGCACAUCCUCGUCAAGUCAAUAUCGGACCUCAACGCGCUCCUGGCGCAGGCCCUUAUGGUGCUGUACGACGACACGCGCCACCACGCCCACGUCGCAACGGGGAUGCUGCGGUCGCUGUUCGACUCCGAGUCUGCCGACGAUACGGCCGAUCCAUCCCCCUCGGAGUCCGUUCUCGACGCCACCCUUGCCGUUAACCCCUCGCUCGCCUACAACAAGCGCUCGAGCGGCGAGCGCAAACGCGUCGACCUGGCGCUCUUCUUCGCGCUGCUGCAGCUGGCGCGGGCUAGGAGUGCGCACCGUGCCCACUACGUCCUCGUCGACGAGGUGUUUGAUAACCUCGACAAGGCGGGCCAGGCGGCUGUGGCCAGGUGGUGCGGCAUCAUGUCGCAGACGGUGGUCGGCUGGAUCGUGGUCAUCACGCACAGUCAGACCAUGGUCGAACGAGAUCCGGGGGAAGAGGCGACCAAGGCCUUGGUUGUGGAGGCGAGGAUGGGAAAGGGAGGCACGGAGCUAUUUAUUAACGACCGUAGGAUUGGGGGAGACUGAGAGGCCCUUCGAACACGCCACGGUACUGGGGACAUUGAAUCCUAUGCACUCAC
This is a messenger RNA of Chaetomium fimeti, 3642 nucleotides long. RefSeq lists its product as uncharacterized. Gene Ontology annotation, biological process: double-strand break repair. Bases 143 to 3589 code for a protein of 1148 amino acids. Gene Ontology annotation, molecular function: ATP hydrolysis activity. NCBI's taxonomy places the organism in Eukaryota, Fungi, Ascomycota, Sordariomycetes, Sordariales, Chaetomiaceae. The record is from RefSeq and is a predicted model, not a curated record. The transcript has a single exon.